GAGCAGGACAUCAGAGUCCAUGAGAGAGGAGGAGCAGGAGGAGCAGUAGAGGAGCGGAAUGGAGGAGGACAAGCAGAACCCGGAGCACCGGAGCAACAAGGUCCCCAGAAGACAAGCAGCAGGCUCGUCCUCUGAUAGCAGCGAUGUUGAGGAACAAAGAGGAAGAGAGGAACUUAUACGUCACCACCGUGACAAAUCCUUCACAACAUCUGGAUCUUUAAAAAUUCAUCAAAGAUUUCAAACUGGAGAGAAACCAUACAGCUGUGACCAUUGUGAGAAAUCAUUUUUGCGCUGCAGUGCCCUCAAAGCCCAUCAACGCAUUCACAUUGAUGGGGAACUGUACAGUUUUUUCCAAAGUGGGAAGGAUUUCACAGAGUCAAGGACCUCAAAAAAACAAGACAUUGACACAGCAGAAAAACUGUUUAGCUGUGAUCAAUGUGAGAAAGCUUUCACCACUCUACAUAGCUUAAAAAGUCACCAGCGUGUUCACACUGCAGAGAAGUCGCACUGCUGUGACCAAUGUGGGAAAACGUUUUCGCAACUAAUGUCCCUUGAAACUCACCAAAGAAUUCACACAGGAGAGAAACCGUACGGCUGUGAUCACUGUGGGAAAAAGUUUUCCCAAAUCAGAAUCCUAAUAUCUCAUAAACAUAUCCACACUGGUGAGAAACCAUACAGGUGUGAUCAAUGUGGCAAAGCCUUUGCACGGUCAGGGGCCUUAAAAGACCACCAACGUAUUCACACAGGAGAGAAACCAUACAGCUGUGAUCAAUGUGGCAAAGCUUUUGCACUGUCAGGGGCCUUAAAAAGCCACCAACGUAUUCACACAGGAGAGAAACCAUACAGCUGUGAUCAAUGUGGCAAAGCUUUCACACAUUCAAAACACUUGAAAGUCCAUCAACGCAAUCACACAGGAGAGAAACCGUACAGCUGUGAUCAAUGUGGCAAAGCUUUCAAAUGGUUAAGUAACCUGAAAACCCAUCAACGUAGUCACACAGGAGAGAAACCAUACAGCUGUGAUCUAUGUGGCAGAGCGUUUGCACGGUCAGGGGCCUUAAAAGACCACCAACGUAUUCACAAAGGAGAGAAACCAUACAGCUGUGAACAAUGUGGCAAAGCCUUUGCACUGUCAGGGACCUUAAAAAGUCACCAACGUAUUCACACAGGAGAGAAACCACACAGCUGUGAACAAUGUGGCAAAGCCUUUGCACGGUCAGGGACCUUAAAAGACCACCAACGUAUUCACACAGGAGAGAAACCGUACAGCUGUGAUAAAUGUGGCAAAGCCUUUGCAUUGUCAGGGGCCUUAAAAAACCACCAACGUAUUCACACAGGAGAGAAACCGUACUGGUGUGACCAAUGUGGAAGAUUAUUUGCCCGGUGCAGUCAAUUGAGAACCCACCAAUGCCGGCAUGCAGGAGAGAACCCGUACAGCUGUGACUAGUGUGAGAAAGCUUUUAUCGAACGGUUUGACCUAAAAAUCCACCAACGUGUUCACACCAGAGAGAACCCGCCCUGAUGUGACCGAUGUUGGUAGUGAUAUUAAAGCCCACAAAUGUGUUUACCCUGCAUUGUUUUGGACAUUUUCAGGGCCAGGCAAACAUCUUCCUGCCGCUUCCUCCCCAUGCCCUGAUAGCUGUGUUGAUAUCUUACUUUUGUCUUUGAUUAUUUUUAUCUGUCUUUUUAUUUCAAUUAUAAUCCUAUGUUGGACCACCAGAUUCCUCCCCGUAGGACUCUCAUGUGUGAGAGCUGAUGUCGAGGCAGAUAAUGUACUGUUCUAUAUUAAAUGUGAAAAUAAUGUCAGUUGCAAAAGGUCUUAGAAACAGUUGACCAGAUGUCAGAUUUCGCAAUAGGAAGGACUCCUUAUAACAAGUUGUUUUUGUAAUGUUGAGUAAUUCUUGUAUGAUCACGACCAACAGAGAUACUACACAUUUGAAAUUCUUAAGCAAUUAGGUCAGCAACUGCAUGAAACUAGUGCCAUGGCGUGGUAGAAUAGGCAAGCUUUAAAUUGGAUUUUAGCAGAAAAGGUAUGUAAAAUGUUCGGGACGCUCUGUUGUACGUUUAUUUCGAAUAACACUUCGCCUGAUGGAACAUUUUCUGUUGCUAUGAGUAAGCUUGAAGCCUUAAAAUCUGAAAAGACUGAAAAUGCUGGUAAUGGUGGAAGCAUCAAGUGGGAUGGGUUAGAGGAAAUUUUUGGAAAAUGGAGAGCCGUUUUGUCUAAAACAGGGAUAAUUGUACUGAUAGUAUUAAUUCUGUUUUCCUUAUUGACAUGUUGCAUCGUGCCUAUCUUGAAGAAAUGGUGUGAGAGAGCAAUGGACAAGAAGCUGAACCUUGUAACGGGCAUACAAGGAGCACAAAUGCUAAAUAUGCUGACCCCUGAACAAUUGGUGCGCAGAAUUCUUCUGGCACAGAGAGGGUAGGAAAUACCAGAAUUAUUCCCAAUUCCUGAUUACAUAGACAAAUUCAAAUGAUGAGGAGGAACUGUGAAAGAGAGAGAUGAACAAUGGCUGAUGCUCUCUCCUGAAAGAGAGGACGGGGAAUAUAUACACCACAACCACAUACAGGAUAUCACAUAAACAAGAGACUGUGACUGCCGUCAAAUUCUUCUUUUAUUCACUGCUGGUUGGUGAGAAGUGGUGUUUGAUGAUUUUUGGCUGUGGAUUGUGAAGUCUAAAGGUGAUAUUUGGUGGACUGGAACUAGGCCUGUCAUCCCUGGUGGCAGACUAGCCAACAGCCUCAGCUGUAGCCACGACCUGGCCACAGCAGCUUCCACCACCAGGCCACAGCAGCUACCACCACCAGGCCUUAGCAGCUUCCACCACCAGGCCUUAGCAGCUACUACCACCAGGCCACAGCAGCUUCCACCACCAGGCCGCAGCAGAAGCCGCCUCUACUGGGUCAGUGUUGUCUAAUUUGUUUUAACAUACCAGCAGAGCAAAAUGGCAACAGAAGAACUAAAGAAAGGCAUAGAAGACCUGAAGAAUGCGGUAAACAUGAUGUCUCAGGACAUUACCAACAUGACAAAUAAGAUGAGCACCAUGAUGAACCUCAUGAAGGAAAUAAGUGAAAUCAAGAAUUAGAAUGAGGAGCAUGAGAACAGAAUUAUUUCUUUAGAGAACCGCUUGCUGGACUUGGAGCAGUACUCAAGAAUUAAUGAUGUUAUUAUGACAGGACUAAAAAUCAAACCAAAAUCAUAUUCCAAAGCAGUGGAGGGAGAAGACCGACAAGAUAAGGACAGACAUGAAGAGUCAACUGAAGCCUUAGUGACUGCCUUUCUGCAAGAGAAAAACAUCUCAAUCGAUAGAGAUGACAUAGAAGCAUGUCACACAAUUCCUGUAGGUAACAAGACAGACAGGGUAGCCAAUCAUGUCAUCAUUAUCAGAUUUGCCAAUAGAAAGAAAAAAGUUCACCUACUCAAACAGGGCAGAAAGCUAAAGGGCACUGAUGUAUAUCUAAAUGAGCAUCUCAUCAAAAGAAAUGCUGACAUUGCAAGAAAAGCAAGAUUCUUGAGGAAACAGGGAAAGCUGCAGCCUACGUGGACCCACAACUGUAAGGUAUUUGUCAAAUUGAAUGGAAAUCCAGAACAGGCUAAAGUUUUAUGCAUCAGGAGCUUGGAGGAGCUAAAUGAACUAUUGUAAUAAAGAA
Epinephelus lanceolatus (giant grouper) is the source of this 3645-nucleotide messenger RNA. RefSeq lists its product as uncharacterized. NCBI's taxonomy places the organism in Eukaryota, Metazoa, Chordata, Actinopteri, Perciformes, Serranidae. Gene Ontology annotation, molecular function: DNA-binding transcription factor activity, RNA polymerase II-specific; RNA polymerase II cis-regulatory region sequence-specific DNA binding. Gene Ontology annotation, biological process: regulation of transcription by RNA polymerase II. The record is from RefSeq and is a predicted model, not a curated record.